GGCUGAUAAGGCGUGCCAGAAUCACGAUAAAGCUGUCCAACGUCGCAAGUUAACUCCAUUGAUCCAUGGAAAAGGGAAAAAGUUGAAGCUUCCGACCCCGAGCAGAGGCCAGGUCAAGGUGACAGGACACGCCACUUUAUAUUAAGAUCGCCCCUAUUGUAACAUUCUUUACUAUAAAUCUGCUUCUGUCUCCUUUCAAUUCUUUUCUCUGCAUUUUCUUUGAAACUUGUUAAAGAUCAUAUUUGUUACUUGUCAAGAUGGCCGAUGAAUCAACUCUGCGACAGCGAAAGCCUCAGCCCAAGAACGAGACCGAAUCUGAAGUCUCUCAGCCUUCGACUCCGACAAAAAAGGGCAAGAAAAGAUCCUCGGCCCAGGUCGAUGAAGAAGACCCAUGGGAUGGCUACUCCCCUUACCUCGAUGUCGUUCGUGUCAUCAGCUUCAUUAUCGUGGCCUCAAUGGGUCUAAGCUAUGUUAUUAGCGGAGGGGAGAGUUUCUGGUGGGGACACAAGAACAAGCCCAACUGGAUGACCCAGAGAUUCUACAAGGACUUGAUUCUUGGACCUCCACCGCCUGUAUAUAUGACUUUGGAGGAACUCUCUCUCCACGACGGUACCGACCCCGAUAGACCUCUUCUUCUUGCCAUCAAUGGUACGAUUUAUGAUGUUUCCAACGGCCGCCGCAUGUACGGCCCAGGGGGCUCAUACAGCUACUUCGCUGCCACUGAUGCUGCUCGCGGCUUCGUGACCGGCUGCUUUGCUGAGGACCAGACCGCCGACCUCCGUGGCUAUGAGGAGACUUUCCUGCCCCUCGACGAUCCUGAAGUUGACUCUCACUGGACACCCGAGGAGCUUGCUGAGCUCAAGAUCAAAGAGAGGGAAGAGGCUAAAAAGAAGGCCGAUGCCGCGCUCCAGCAUUGGGUCGACUUCUUUGCCAACAGCAAGAAGUACACCAAGGUGGGAUAUGUGUAUCGGGAACCCGACUGGCUGGAGAACGAGAAGCCCAAGAAGCUUUGCGACCAGGCUCAGAGAAGCAGAAAGACAAGAAAGAUUCCUAAGAAGGACUGAUCUUUACUCAGACUGGGAAUGUUGUAUGUUUGUAUUUCUGGUUAGCCUAUAUCCAUCCUUUUUCAAACCCAACUAAGCUCAAAAGGCAUGAUAUACAUGACCGUGAACACGUUAAAAACUUCAAAUUAAGGGAUAAUGAAGAUGAUCUCUCUAAUAGUUUUUGGGUAUUCUUGGUUGUUAUCUAAACGUUCAACCUUGAUACACUUUCCCAUUGAACCUGGCCGUAAACACCGUUGAUGACUGUGCCUAUCCCGAGGCUGCCCAACCGUUCCAGCAAUUGGUACAAAUAUCCCCAUUAAUUGUUCCCAGCAUUAUGUCUAUCCAUUCACAAGUUCGUCAUGCUCUCAGCUUAUAGUACAUACAUAGCAGCGGCACCGACUGCGAGCAGCAUCGAAAUAGGGGCCUUGAGCUCAGCAGCAGCAGCAGUGACCACAGGAUCGCCCGAAGAACCAGCUGUGGGAGUGCCAGUAGCUCCAGGGGCCGCGACGCCAGUUGGCGUGCCAGAGCCAUCCUCGGAACCGUCAUCGGAGCUACCGUCAUCGGAGCUAUCGUCACCGGAGGAGCUGCCGCCAUCAGAGCUGUCGCCGCCGGAGCUGCUGCCGCCGUCUGAGCUAUCGUUUCCGGAGCCGUCACCUCCAGAGCUGCCACCUCCAGAACCGCCUGUGUUGGUGCCAUUGCCACCAUUUCCGCCUUGCGGGGAGCCACCACCUUGAACAGGAACGACUUCGGAGACUGUAGCUGAACUGCAGAGGCUCUUGUAGUUGUUGAGCGAUCUUGUAGCAUUGGCAGAUGUGCUGGGUGGCGUUUAGUAAAGAACCCUGACAGAAGAUCGUAGCAGACUCACUUUUCGUUGAUAACCAUCGACAUUCCUCCCUGACAGUGUUUUGCCUUGCUGCAGAAUAGCCACAUAGGCUUCUUGUCCUUGACCAUGAUGGUGUAAGUGGGAAUCAUGCCCUUGGACAUGCUAGCCUCGACAGGCUGGUAGCCAGAGUAGAUGCCAGUGACAUUUGACAUAACGUUGCCAAUAGGUACACAAGGGUCGUCGAAGGUAGACUGUGUCACUGUGUGGUUGCCAGCCCAGAAUUGAAACUGAACCAUGGUUCCUGGCUCUGCUGUGAUCUUUUCAGGCCAGAACUUGAGGCCAGUGGCAUUUGUUGCCGAGUUUCUGCCAACCGAGACGACUUGGACAUCGACGGCUAAAGAGGCUGUUAGUUGAUUCUUCUUUUGUGGCUCCAUGGGCACAUACCUUCAGCAACAGCCGCAAGGGCAACGAUAGCAAUUUGAGAGAAAUACAUAAUGAUUAGAGAUUUGGGAUUGUGGGUAUUUGGUAGAGGCAAAGGAAGGGCACUCUGGGAGGGAUGUUCAGAGAUGGGAGCAAAGAAAAGAAGCGACUUGCGCUCUCAAGGACUAGCCUCGUCUAAGAAAGUAACAAGAAGAAUUAAUGAAAGAUUGAAAGGACAAAGGAAACGCGUCCAAUGGGAACAGGACCAGACUGUUGAUUAUGGAACGAGAUGGAGAGAUGAGGAGAAACAAAACAAAAGAGACGAGACGGAUUGGUAUAUAUACAUCCAUCUUAGGGCUUGGCCUAUGAUGGUCUUGACCCUGAUUACGAGUUUCGAAGCACAUCUGAAGCACGCCUCUCAACGGCGCCGAAAGAUGGAUCUUGGGGCUUCCGUCUCGGCUCCUCGGUAGACUUACAGGACAGGCGUAGUAUGAGACACUAUCGACAAGGCUUCGCUGGAAGAGUUGUGGAAUGAAACAAAUAGUGCUGGGUAUGUCUUGGCUAGCUCUGGUAAGGCUUGGGAACUACCCAGGCUAUAUGUCAGGUUCAGAUAUCGAGCUCAACGACAUAAUGUUCGGAACUAAAUACAGAAGAGCGACUAUCGCAACUCGGACAAACGAUUAUGAUUUCUUCCUCUUAUUCGGGUUUCCAUUGUCAACAUUGAUCUAG
Messenger RNA from Fusarium odoratissimum NRRL 54006, 3015 nucleotides. RefSeq lists its product as uncharacterized. The coding region runs from base 258 to 1064 and encodes 268 amino acids. Gene Ontology annotation, cellular component: endomembrane system; membrane. Lineage: Eukaryota; Fungi; Ascomycota; Sordariomycetes; Hypocreales; Nectriaceae. The record is from RefSeq and is a predicted model, not a curated record. The transcript has 2 exons.